AUGCGUGGGACUUUCGUUCUUUCAUUGCUUUCCGCGGCGCUGGGCGCCAGCGCCGCUGUUUCCAAGUCUAACCUGAAAAGUCACGUCGAUGUGCUGGCACUCGACUAUGCUUUCAACCCCGUGGAGCCUGCCUACUGGACUGGAUACCCCCAUCACCGUCGGACGCCUUUUGCCGUCUCGCCUGAUGGGAAGUCCGCAUACAUCGCCUACCUGGACUCGAGUGCAACGGACGUCCACGUGCAGCAGGUUGAUCCGUCCACCUUCGCUGCCACGGGAACUACCGUGACUGUGUCCGGUGGAAAAGAAGCCGGUGGCCUUGUUGCUCACAAUGAUGGAUUUGCCCUUCUGACCAACGAGGCGAUGCCCUCUGGCACUACCAACGCCCCGUCUGGCGAGACUCCCGUGCCCGUUCUGUACAGAUACACCUCCGGCAAGCAGACCUGGAAGACCUGGCUCGGUGGACCCGGUGUCCACGCCUCUGAGGGUCUCUCUGCUUCCCCCGACAUGAACGGUGAUCUCGUCUACUCCGAGGCCGCCGAGCUGUACGGCGCGUACUUCGUUGUGACCGACUACAGCGGCGACGCAUCGGGUCACUUUGGAGACAGCGUCGAGUACGUCACGGCCGAUGGAACUCUCAAGCAGAUCGAUGGUGCCACCAGUGCCUGGGGAUGUAGCCACAACACCGGUAUUGCCUUCGAGGCCGCCGAUGCCGCUCCAUUUGCUGGAAUUUGCGCCGAGGACCAGGGCGCUAUCUGGCUCAACACCAAGACCCAGGGCAUGACCACCGACGGCGUUAAGAUUUCCAACGAGAACACCACCAACGGAGCAUCCGGAGAGCCCAUGGGCGGUAUGUCCGGCAGUUACAGUGCGUUGGCCCGGUUCGCCGAGACCACCAAGUACAUCUUCGCCUGGGUUUCCAGGGGCGCAAUGGACGUGACCGAGAACGAGUGGAUGGGAUCUGGUUACACCAACGUGCAGAACCGUACCAACGGCCGCAACGUUGCCAUUGCCCUCUUCUCGGACAAGUACACCAAGGUCGGAGCCGAGGCUACUUCCGUUGUUGGCACCGAAGAUGGUGACAGCCAGAUCAACUGGGUGACUUCUGGAUCCAACGACUGCUCCAACGCCCAUGCUGCCACUUUCGGCAGCAGCAACGCCCUCAUCACCUGGGAAGAGAUCUCCAACCCAACCUGUGAUUUCAUUGCCAUGGGAUGUCGCGGCUCAUUCGCCGGAACCUUCUUCCAGCAGGUUGACUCGACCGGCUCAAAGGUUGGCGAGGCAUUCAGCAGUGAAGAUGUUUACGUUGCCGGUGACAUGGUCACCAUGUCUGAUGGUCGUAUUUGCUGGCCUUAUGUGAGCAUGACUUGGGAUCUCUCCCAGGCCAAUGACGGCACUUCCGCCGCCGGAAAGAAGAUGAGCUUCGCGUGUAUGAGCCUGACUGGUACAACUGAAGCCUCUAACACAACUGCCAGCGCCACCACCAGCGCAGCUGCCAAGGUGGCAGUGAGCGAAACCGCUGCCGCUGUCACCAAGGCCGCCUCGGCCGAGACCGUCGUUGCCUCCAGCCAGACCACCGAAGCCGCAGUUGAGGCUACCAGUGGCAGUGUCGCCGCCAUUGGCGAUGACUCUGAGAAUGUCGCCGCGACCAGUGCCGUCGUCAAGUCUAGCGAAGCCACCGUCGAUUCUGCCGCCACUGCCAGCGCCGAGGCUAGCAGUGUCGUGGAUGCCAUUGGCAACGACUCCGAGAGCGUUGUUGCAACCACUGCUAUCCCCGCGGCUACUCUCAGCGCCGACACCAGUGCUUCAGUGAACGAGACUCCUGUCGCCACCCCUGUCGAUAUCCCCAGCACCCCCAGCGCGGCUGCUGCCGAAAGUGGAUUCCCCGGCGGUUCUUGGGGCGAGAUUCCUAGCGGUGCAUUCGAUGCUGCCCCUAGCGGAACCCCCUCGGCAACCGCUAGUGGAAACGGUCACCACGGUCACCCACACCACGCACACAAGCACCACGGGCACCAGGGCCACAAGUGGGCUGAACUGCAGGCCCAGGCUCAAUCUCAAGCUGCCGCCGAGCCUACUGUUGGCUCUUGCAAGUCCCAGUAG
Molecule: messenger RNA, 2097 nt
Organism: Penicillium olsonii
Lineage: Eukaryota; Fungi; Ascomycota; Eurotiomycetes; Eurotiales; Aspergillaceae
Source: the annotation of a GenBank genome assembly